UAUUACUGAAUACAAAAGAACGUAUUUAAUUACAUUUUUGUAGAAUCCGAAUUCCGAAGCAAAUUAAACAUUAAUUGUUAAUUAAUUUCUCUUUAUAAAACCCACCUCAUCCUCCAACUUCUUCAUCAAUCUCAAUUCUCAAACAUCAAGAAGUCUCUACAAAAAAAAAAUCUCACAUCUAAAGAAAACUCUCAAUAGAAAACAAUUAAACAACAAUCAAGAAUCUAUAAUGGGAAGAGAUCAAGAAGGAAGCCCUCCAGUUCCCUUACAUCUCUGCGUCUUCGUCUUGAUCCUCUUAAUGUUCGUAACAAUCUCAUGGUACGCCAGCUACGAACCAGUUAUAGAAGGUUUUACGUAUCAGUUCAAGCUUGCUCUCAUGGCUUCUCCUCUGCUUUUGCUCUUAGCCGUUCAUUUUCUAUCCGAUGAUCAAGGAGUCGGAGGGAUGAUGACGUCUUUGAUCCAUCUGAACGAAAGAGAGUCUUUGUAUAGAGCUGGAGGAACACCGUGGGGAGUGGCCUUCAUGCUUGUCUUUCUCUUCUUCAUGGUUUCUUAUCAAUCUCAGUUUCAAGAACGUUGGUUUCCUCUUAGAUAAUGAGAUGACGUCGUUUAUUGGUUCUUUUACUACUCUUGACUUUCUCUUUGGGUUUAGUAUAAUGGAUUCUUGAUGUAAUUUUUUUGGUUUAAAUUUCAUUCACCAAUUGUACCGUUUUAUGGAAUCUUUUGUCUCAUGGUAUAGAAUAAUUCUUAGUAUAUAUUAUGACGAG
Molecule: messenger RNA, 764 nt
Organism: Arabidopsis thaliana (thale cress)
Lineage: Eukaryota; Viridiplantae; Streptophyta; Magnoliopsida; Brassicales; Brassicaceae
Product: oxidoreductase/transition metal ion-binding protein
Exons: 1
Coding region: 230-592 (120 amino acids)
Source: RefSeq, marked reviewed